AUGAUUUCGCCAAACAGAAGAUUCAGAUUCGAUACACGCAGCGUGUGGGUUGGCAAGGUAAGAGAAAAAGGAAAUUCUCUCCCUUCCACCGCACACGCAAAGCGGCUUACGACAGAGGCCGAAUGGUUGUUGCUCUCUCCUUUCCCCGUCUAUUUUCCUCUCUUUUCUUUUUUUUUUACUUCUUUUUCAACCGCCGCUAUAUUUUCCCGUCCACUUGCGGCACGCGUCUCAAUAAUUCCCCUCGCCACGUUUUCGAUCCCUCGUCACAGACACCUCGCGUCGCGCUUCCUCUUUCUUCAAAAAAGAAAAAAAAAGGUCACCGCGCCUUAUAUAUAUAUUUAUUUAUUUAUUUCUGUAUACGUGAACAGUUUCCACCCCUUCACUUUUUGUUUCCUAUUAGCUUUCUUGAAGCUCUUUCUUUCUGUCUUCCCUAUGGAAACCCAACAAUAA
Trypanosoma brucei brucei TREU927 is the source of this 450-nucleotide messenger RNA. RefSeq lists its product as hypothetical. The record is from RefSeq and is a predicted model, not a curated record. Bases 1 to 450 code for a protein of 149 amino acids. Lineage: Eukaryota; Euglenozoa; Kinetoplastea; Trypanosomatida; Trypanosomatidae. The transcript has a single exon.